AAAAAAACAAAACAGCUUUGGUGACCAUGUAAAAGUAUGGGACCUAACAAAAAACAAACACCCAAAGUGUUCCCCGAAAACAGUUCUGUUUGUUUCAACGAAACUUCAAAAAAACGCCACUGAAAAUACUUCCCAAAGGGAGGGAAGAAAAGGGCAAUAAAAUUUUGCAAGAGAAGUAGAGAUACUCAAGAUGAACCAAACUUACCAAGGGAGUAACCCUGAUGGUUCGGCAGAUGUCCCUGUGAAGCGCAAAAGAGGUCGUCCGCGUAAGUAUCCCAAACUUGAUCUUGAGGAGAAGGCUCGUAUCCCAAAGGAUCAGAAUUUAAACCGUAGGGAGAAUGAUCGUGUCCCUCCUGGAUUUGGAGGGGUCAAUGGAAAUCAGCCCCGUCAAGUUGAUUCAAUUGAUAAUGCAAAUGAUGGCAUGGCAGGCCAGGUUGUGUCUGGUGUCAUUGAGGCAGCAUUUGACGCAGGAUAUUUGCUGAGUGUUCGAGUUGGCAACUCUGACACCACUUUGAGGGGUGUUGUCUUCAAGCCUGGACAUUACGUCCCUAUUUCAGCUGAGAAUGAUGUGGCCCCUGAAAUGCAAAUGAUCAGGCGAAAUGAGGUUCCCCUCCCAGCAGAAAAUUAUACUCACGUCCAUGGCUAUAACCCUCGAUCCAGAGAGAGGGAGCAGAAAUUUAAUUCUCGUAGGAAUGGAACUCAUUCAUUGAAUGAAGUACCAAUUGUCAACCGAGUUGUACCUCAGUCUGCUAACCUUGUGGCUUCAAAAGGCAAACAGGUGCCUUCAGUUGCGGCCCAAACUGCUCGCCCUGUAAUCCCAAAGGGCAAUGUAGUGCCCGUUGUACUCAAACCUGUUAACGGGAUAGCACUUGCCAACCAACCAUCUUCAUAUGCUAUUCAAGCUCCUCAUUUGGUAGCCUCAAAAAGCAACAAGGUCGUUGGAGGUGCUCAAUCAUCAGAUGGUUCAAUAGUCAACAACCAGGUGCCAGUAGUAGUAAACCAAACACCUCCUCCUCAACCUCAAGCCAGCCACCAGUUUACACCAAAAGACUCACAAAGUGAUAAUGUUCCUUGUACUCAACCACCAGAAGAGGUCAGCAAAAAAAUUCAAGGUCUUUCGGAGUCAGCAAAGACUGAAAUAGACGGUAGCACAUUAGCUGGCAAAACGUCAGUCAAAGGUUCUGGCCACAAGCAGGUAGAUGAAGUUAAUGAUAUGGAUCAGCCCCUCUUAAUUGAGCCCCUGCAGGCUGUACAGCCUGAUCCCUGUACCCAACCCGACCCUGCUGCAAAACCUUUUGAGAAUAAUAUAACUGGAAAAAUGACUCAGCUGUUGCAGCACUUCAAAAAGGUUUUGCAGGAAAGCGCGAUGGAGAACCAGGUGCCUUGGGCUGAAAAGCCAGCAACAGCUUCUGUGCUGAAGUUAGAGGAGCCCAGAAACUGAUCUUGGAGAUAAAGAAACUGGUCAUCCAAAGAGACAAUCCUAAGCAUCAGUGUCUGAUCAAUACAACCCGCUGUGACCUGGUGUUUUUUACCUGAAAUUGACAUGAAGUCCCUGAACUGAUUGGAAUCAGUCAAUUCUGGAGAAGUAGCUAGGAGGCUGCGGAGGAUCCGCAUUUGGUUCAACCUUCAGGAUCUGACCUCGUUACUUAGACUUUAUGCCUUUUCAGUUUGUAGUUUUAAAGUCCUCUUAGCUUGUAGUGUUUAUGAUUUAUUCACAUUAGAGGAGCAGCAAGAUGUUGGAUACCUGUACUGCUUAUAUGCUUACAUCACUUUUAUUCAAGUGUAUACCUUAAUGUUCAUAAUGAAAGCUCCUGUUGCAGGCAUUUGGAGCAUUUCUUAGAACAUCCUGUUGUAAUCAUUCAUGGGGAGUACAUAUUUAUUUAAAUCUGUAUGGACAUCA
Messenger RNA from Alnus glutinosa, 1900 nucleotides. Its product is annotated as protein METABOLIC NETWORK MODULATOR 1. The coding region runs from base 191 to 1441 and encodes 416 amino acids. The record is from RefSeq and is a predicted model, not a curated record. Lineage: Eukaryota; Viridiplantae; Streptophyta; Magnoliopsida; Fagales; Betulaceae. The transcript is spliced from 3 exons.